CACUGCUGAUCCGUCAUCUUUCUUCGCCAGUUUUGUCCUCUCUCUUAAAUUUUACGUCUUUGCUGAUGAAACAAAGUAAGCAAAAGUUUUCGAUCAAGGGACGAGGGAAGCCGCGACGAUCACUAUUCCCAAAGGUGAGGUGAAGACUUCUGUCAGUUCAGGGCCUGGAAUAAAGAUGAAGGGGGUAAAACUACUCUGUUCUCUGAGAGUUUUGCUUCGACUGAAGGGGGAUACGGGACGACACCUCAUGGUCCAGAGGAUUAAGUCACAUGGGAUCCACAGCGAGUUAACGGCUCUGCAAUGUGGGCCUCAUGCUGCAACUGGUUCUGUGUGGACAACCAGACCAUGGAUGAACCUGAACAUAAUCCUCGAAGGCAGGCAUACACUAAUGCAGGCUACAACUCUCAAUCACCUCCAGCUGGAUUGGGACACACGUGCAGAGCUUGUGGUUCCCAAUUUGAAAAUCCACUGAGAAAGCACGUAUGUGUGGACUGUAAGAAGGAUUUCUGCACGGCCUGCUCAGUCCAACCUGAGAACAGUCCCAAAAUGUGCCACACUUGUCAGAGAUUCCGUGCCACUGACUUUGAGCGAGGAGAGCUAAUGAAACUGAAAGUGAAAGACUUGCGUGAUUACCUCCAACUACAUGAAAUUUCGAUGGAGAUGUGUAGGGAGAAGUCAGACCUGGUGGACCUAGUGCUGGGACAGCGCCCUCCGAUUGCUCUGACCCAUCACAUGCAUAUUCCUGUUUAUAGAAUGGACAAUCCUGAGCAGCAAUACUUUAUUCCAAAUGCACAUACAGAGACAACAGCAUCUACCUCACGGGAUGAUCCACCACCAUAUGGAGCAAAUAGCCCAGAACAGUCUCGGCAAGCAAACCUGUUGAAUACAGAAACGACAGUAGAGAAUCAGAAUGAGUCUGUGCCACCAGUGGAGGAUGAGACAGAGUCCAUUGAUUCAGAGGAGAUCGCGGCUCCAGGCCGGCACCGAGCCUCCCUAUCAGAUUUGACUUGUGUUGAAGAUAUCGAAGCUCUUACAGUACGUCAGCUAAAAGAAAUACUAGCACGAAAUUUUGUAGAUUACAAAGGGUGCUGCGAAAAGUGGGAGCUGAUGGAGCGAGUGACAAGGCUGUAUAAUGAACAAAAGGAUCUUCAGAAUCAGUGUGGGAAUGAAUCGUCAGGUGUUGAUGACAAUCUCUGUAAAAUAUGCAUGGACUCUCCAAUUGACUGUGUGCUGCUGGAGUGUGGCCAUAUGGUCACGUGUACUAAGUGUGGGAAACGCAUGAGUGAAUGCCCCAUUUGCAGGCAGUUUGUUAUCCGAGCUGUACAUGUCUUCAAGUCUUGAAUAAUUGCAACUACUGUGAAACCAUAUCAGAUCAAUUGGAGAUGGAUAUUUUCACAACCCAGACUCAGGCUGCUGAUUUAAACAUAUCUGGCUGCUGUUACUACUCGUACAUCAGUUAAUGCAUUUUGACUUCACUGAAUGAAAACACUAUUUAAUCAUGUAGAAAAUAUUUAUCAUAAAAUAUAUAUCAUUUACCUUCAAUAGGUUGAAAGGGUGUCUAUAUAACUGUAACUUCACCCAUUCUAGAAAGGUAGGAAUGAAUGAAAGAAAUGUGAUUGGAAAGAGAAGUACAAGAAAAAGCCAAAAAUAAAGAAGUUAGGCAAAGAAUCACUGAUCUUAUGGCACUCCAUGGAUCAGGUAUGGUUGAGUUUUUUUAGCAUUUGAGUAAUUUUGAAAAUUGGAGGUGUAUUGACAGAGUGCAAGAGCAGAGAGAAGCAGCAGAGAGAAAGGGAAAUUAUUAAAUAUAACAUAGCUUCUAUUUAGGUUAUUUGGUACUAAUAUUUUGAUCAAAAUUUAUCAGAAUGGCUGUAGGCACCUUAGAAAUAAUGCAAUUUGUUCGAUCUUGUAAUUCCUUCUGAUUGGUUGGUCAUUAAAUUAUGUGGUGGAAACUUAAAUGAGAAAUUAAAAUAGAAGAAAUUGAGCAGCACUAAAAUAAGCAAGUAUUGGUACGUUGUCGUCAUGCUAAUUGUCAAAAUGCAAGUGGAACAGAUGAAGAUCUUUCAAUGCCAGCUGAAACUUGGCUCUGUUACCUGUUUGUUUAGUUUAAUAUUUACACCUAAAACCAGUGAAUAUAUUGAAAUAUAUUAUUACAAUGUAGAAAUGUGAAGUAUUUUUCAAAUGCAUUUGACUGCUAUAGGAGAAAACCUUGUCCAGCAGUUAAAUGUACAUUGGGUUGAUAAAAUGCACCAUCUUCAUUGUGUUGUACCCCAAACCUUCAAAUUAAACUUGAAUUCAUGUAAUUUGUACAGUUCUGUGCUAUUUGAAUUUUCCUAUGCUUCAUAGAUCGAAUGUAUAUAUUUAAAAAUCAGUACAUGUGCACAAUUUAAAAAGUAAACACAAGGUUAUUAUUUAAAUCCAACCUAUUGAUCUUUAACUUUGCAUUGAUGCCUACAGUGCAAUAAUGGCAUGUAAAUGUUUACAAGAUUAUAAAACAGGUUAAAGUUCAAACAAUGUAACAUUGUGCAUUCUGUUAAAAUGUUUAAUUGGUUUCUGCCUGCUGACCAUCCAAAUUGAGCGGUUGGUCCCAGUGCCCUCGUACUUUACCAAACCUGUUUUGUUUCUUUGUAGGUACUGGUUUUCAAUUUUUGACAGUACCAUCAUUGUCUGAUCUUGUACCAAUAUUUUACCCUGUAAAAUUUCAUUUCUCAUUUUCUUCUCCUUGCCCUCAAAACGAAACAAAAACCGUGAUACCAAAUUAACUUUUCAUGAAGUGGCUUUUAUUAAGGAAUAUUCAAAUCUGUUGUGCCUUGAAGUUGUCUAACCUGUAUAGUGCUUUACUUGCCAAUUAAGUUUUCAAUAUGCAAACAUUUUGGUAUAUUAAUAUUUGGAUUCUAAUCAAUUUGAUUUUAAUCAAUCUGUCAAUUGUUUGACCUGUUUAUUAUACUGUACCUGUGGUUAUUCUAAUAAUGGAGAAUUGCCACUUUUGUCUAUUUGCAGAGACAUGUUUACAAUUUCCCACUUUUUCUCAGGAUCGAAAGCUGUUUCCUGCCACAAUGAUCUUAAACUGCAUUCUUCCCAUUUUAAUCCUCUGCUCUAUCACAGGGUUUAUGUCAACUUGUAAGCUAGCUAUGCACAUAUUUGAAAUGGUGCUGCUUGUAUCUUUAAAGUAAUAAUUCAUGUGGGAAGUAUGUCAACCAAUGUCUUAGUUAUUGCGUUUACAUUAAUGCAAAUAUUUGAGAAGCCUUGAUGUUUCUGGAUCAGAAUGAUGUAAAAUGUGAUUUGUGAAUUACACCUCAAUGUACUUGGUCCUUUCAUCCUGUAAACUUCUAAACCCUGGAUAAAGGUUUAUUAGCACCAA
Molecule: messenger RNA, 3358 nt
Organism: Chiloscyllium plagiosum (whitespotted bambooshark)
Lineage: Eukaryota; Metazoa; Chordata; Chondrichthyes; Orectolobiformes; Hemiscylliidae
Source: RefSeq, a predicted model, not a curated record